UUUAUUUUUCAGUCAGUUGCACACAAGAUGAGUGAAGUCACGCAAGCAGUGCUGCAGGAUGAUUGUUCUCCUCACAAAUUUCAUCCUAUUAUCUCCAUACUAAAAACAAAAACAAAAAUCGUAGAUCCGGUUAACAAGAUAAAAAUUCUGACCAUUGGAGAAGAGGUCAACAAACCCAUUAAGUCAAUGGUGCUCAUUGGUGCGACAGGGUCUGGAAAGACAACUUUUGUCAAUGGCAUCAUUAAUCACCUCUGCAAUAUUACUUUUGACAGCGAUGUUCGCUAUAAGAUUCAAGAUGAGACAGGGAACGAAAGGAGACAUGAGGCACAGAGUCAAACAGACUAUGUAACAGGAUAUCUAGUGUAUCACAAUCCUGCAAUGAAACAUGAGUAUAACUUUAUGAUCAUUGACACUCCAGGACUAGCAGACACCAGAGGCGCUUAUCAACAGAAACAAAUAGUGAAACAAUUAAAGUUUUUUUUGAAAGAAGAGAAGUUUGGUGUUAACGAACUUCACUCCAUUGGAGUUGUAAUGCAAGCCACUGUCAACAGAGCAAUGGGAUAUCUGACUAACAUAAAGGAUGAAUUUCAUGAUUUGUUUGGAGCAGAUACAGCUGACAUAACUAAUCUUUUGUUAACAUGCAAAGGACCAGGAAAAUCAAAAGCUCCAGAGGUUUUAAAAUCAAUUAACUGGAAGGUAAAAACAACAUAUUCUUUUGACAAUGCAGCACUGUAUGAGCCUAACAAAACAGAGGAAUGUAAUAUUUCUGGCAUGACGGAAGAUGAAAUUAAUGAAAGCCAAAGUUGUUGGACAAAAUCAUCUAGAGAAUUUAAUCGUCUGGUACAAGACCUUACUGAGACUGAGUCAGUGAGCCUUAAACUUACCAGGGAAGCUCUUCAAGAAAAGAGUUACCUGGAGAGAACACUCUUGGAUUUUAAAAGAAACAUAGAAUACAGUGUUAAUAUGCUUAUUGUAAGCCAGAGUCAAAUGAAAUUGCUUGAAAACUAUGAAGAAAGUAUGAAGAAGAACAAGGAUUGGAUUGGAAAAGAGAAAGUGAGCAGAAAAAUUAAAGUUCCAACUGAUGGCACAUUCACCCAUUCUCACAACUGUAAGAACUGCGACAUAACAUGUAUAUCUUCAUGCAAUGGAAACUUCAUUUGCUGGAAUCCAGUAACUCUUUGGAAUCAAACAUUAUUCCCAUACUGGACUACCUGCUCAAAGUGUCACUGUCAUAAUUCAUCUCACGUUAAAGAAAAAUUUAUUAUCAAAGAAGAGAUUGUUGAAAUUGAAGUGACAGACGAGCACAUGAAGGAACAGUAUGGAAUUGCCAUCAAUAAUAAGGCAGAAGUAGAGAAAAAAUUGAAAGAGUUUGAGGAAAAAAAUGUUAAGAUCACUGAAAGCAUGGCACAAGCCAUCAAGAGAAUUGUGAAGCAUACUGAAAAGAUCAGCAUUAUUGGAAGGAACACAAACUCUCUGACAGCUAAACAGUAUGUUGAUAACAUGAUAGCUGACAUUAUGAAGAGCAAGAGUGAGAGCAUUUCUGACCCAGACACUAAAAAAUAUAUUUGCUCUGUAUUAGAAAAACUUCCAAAGAUGGUUGAUGAGAUUGACCUUAAGCCUAUUCAUGAAGAAUAUGAAGGGCUACGUAAGUAUAUUAAAAGCCUAAAUGUCUUAGGAAAAUCAUCACAGAACAAAAAACCUCAUUAAGGAUGGUCUUAAUGUUGUUGCCAGAAAUAUUACAAAAAUUUGGCAACAAAACAAGAUGAACAACAUUAAGAUGUAAUAAAAUUUGUGAAAAAGACUUUACAGUGACCCUGAAGUUAUAGUUGUGCUGUAUGACCCUUAUGGUUUAGCGCUUCUUUUUGAUAAUAAUAAUAAUAACUUGAACUUAUAUAAAUAUAUUCCAUUAUUCUAUCUUAGAAAUAUUAAUAUUACAAGUAGUUAUGAUGUUAUAUUGAUCAAGGUAAAAUAUUGGUGAUUCUUACAUUUAUAUAUAUAAGGUAUAUUGUGAAAAAAAAAUAUAUAAGAUAUUGUUAAUGGUUGUAAGUCAAUAAUCAAAUAUAGUAUAUGACUAUUGUAAUUUUUUGGAAGGAAGGAGCCAGGAAACGCUGGUAUAUACUUAAAACUAAAUUAAUUAAAUAUGGUAUAAUUUUUGUUGGGGAGACAAUGUCAGUCUUUAAUUAUUAUUUUCAAGAUGGUACAUUCUCAAUAUUUUGAUUUUCUUAUGUAGAGUGUAUGAAAGAACUGAAUAUAUUAUUCUUGUGCAAGUUAAUACAGUAGCAAGAAAAUUUGUAUAAAUAAAUCCUCAUUGUGUGUAUCAAAUUUAUUACUGAGUUGUUUAUGAACAUAUAUACAC
Messenger RNA from Cherax quadricarinatus, 2356 nucleotides. Lineage: Eukaryota; Metazoa; Arthropoda; Malacostraca; Decapoda; Parastacidae. The record is from RefSeq and is a predicted model, not a curated record.